Messenger RNA from Sapajus apella (tufted capuchin), 6803 nucleotides. It is a transcript of the gene DGKI, whose product is annotated as diacylglycerol kinase iota. Gene Ontology annotation, biological process: intracellular signal transduction; diacylglycerol metabolic process; regulation of synaptic transmission, glutamatergic. Bases 1398 to 4400 code for a protein of 1000 amino acids. The transcript is spliced from 35 exons. The record is from RefSeq and is a predicted model, not a curated record. Lineage: Eukaryota; Metazoa; Chordata; Mammalia; Primates; Cebidae. Gene Ontology annotation, molecular function: ATP-dependent diacylglycerol kinase activity; protein binding. Gene Ontology annotation, cellular component: nucleus.
CUAUUCCAAUAAUUUUCAAAGCUUUUAUUGAUUUUUAAUGGGUAUGAUCUUUUUUUUGAUGUAGCUGUCGGUAGCUAAGUGAUGGCCUUGUAUCAACGUGAUUUGAAACAGGGAAACACAUCAAUCUAUUCCUCUGAUUCACUCAUUGCAUUGUACUGCCACUUGCUUCUUUUAUUUAAGAAUAUACUUUUGAUAUCUCUCCCUGUGAGAAUAUAGUAAAUCUACUUUACUGUAUCUAAUGAUAGGAUAGUAUUCCAUAAUAUGGAUAUAAAUGUAUUUGCCAAGUUCCCUACUGUUUAAAUGUUUCCAGUGUUUUACUAUUACACAUAAUAUCGCUAAAACAUUUUCUUACAUCUUUGUCUGUUUCAGUAAAUACUGUUGUAAGAUAGACUUAUAGAUGAGGAAUUGUCGGUUCAAAAUAGAUGUGCCAAUCAACAAUUUGCCCACUUAUAAGUAACACUACACACAUCCUGUGAGCACGUGCACUGACAUACACAUUAUCACUUGAAAAUAUAAAUACAGAUGCAAACACAGGUGAGCACUACAUUAAUUCUAAAAUUCAUUUGAGAAUUUGGCACCAUGAAGGUAUAUAGCCACAUACCCUCAGGUAGGCAAGACAGGGGAAUGGCAGAGGUACCUUGGUAGAAAGUGAAGGAGAAGAAGAAAGGCUGGUGGUCCAGAGAAGUCAGUGUUUCCUUGCAUGGAGUGAGUGCCUGCCUAUCAGAUUUUGAAACAACUUCUUAAUUGUCGUCUUUGUUUCAUUAUGGUCCUCCUAAGCAUAUUUUGCGUUUUUCUAAGUUAAAGAUCAUAGCUUCAUGACAUAAUCUUUGGACUGGUUUUCCCCACUUAUAUGAGAAGAACUAAUGAUGCCCCAUGGAGCAUACCUUUUCAGGACUCAAGAAAUCUAAAAAAAAAGAAAAGAAAAAUGAGUCAGAACUUCUGCCUGUGAGUCUGAGUCAGCUUAGUUUGUUAAAAAAAAAUAAAAAAGAAAAGAAAAAAAAAAAAAGCCGUGUGAGAAGACCUGCCUGGAAAAACUGCUGAAUGGAAAGACUUGAGAGCAGCUUAUAGAUAUUGAUGGCAGAUGAAGAAUUUUCAUGUCUUUUCAGAAAUGGUUAACAGCCACUCAUAACAGUCCUGUGACGUCACAGAAAUCUUGACUCCUGCUUGUCCUUCUCAUUCUCCUUUAAGCCCUUCCCUCCUCCUUUUCAUAUAGGACCUUAGCACAAGAGGGUCAGGAAGAGAAGAGAAGGGCUGCUCACAGGAGGACAGAAGCCAAGGUGUAGCUGUUAUUCUACCUGGCGGGCCAUGUUUCGCCACAAAUCAGGUGGUCUCUUUGGAGGAGAUGGCACUCGGUAAGGGAGGCUUCUUGAGCGCUUGACUACCGCUAGCAACUCAGAAUGUGGGACCGCUGGAAGGAAAAACACCCCUGGAUGGGGCGAAGGAAAGCAAUCUCCCGGGCAGGCCUCCAGCAUCUGGCUCCUGCACAUCCCCUCAGCCUUCCUGUGGCAAAUGGUCCAGCCAAGGAGCCCAGAGCGACUUUGGACUGGAGUGAGAAUGCCGUGAAUGGAGAACACCUGUGGCUGGAGACCAACGUCUCGGGAGACCUCUGCUACCUGGGAGAGGAGAACUGCCAAGUCAGAUUUGCAAAAUCAGCUCUCAGGAGGAAGUGUGCAGUCUGUAAAAUCGUCGUCCACACCGCCUGCAUUGAGCAGCUAGAAAAGAUUAAUUUCAGAUGUAAACCAACAUUUCGAGAAGGAGGCUCAAGGUCGCCAAGAGAAAAUUUUGUGCGUCAUCACUGGGUACACAGGCGUCGGCAGGAGGGGAAAUGUAAGCAGUGUGGUAAGGGCUUCCAGCAAAAGUUCUCCUUCCACAGUAAAGAGAUUGUGGCUAUCAGCUGUUCCUGGUGCAAGCAGGCGUUUCACAAUAAGGUGACCUGCUUCAUGCUGCAUCACAUUGAGGAACCCUGCUCCCUGGGGGCUCAUGCUGCUGUUAUUGUCCCGCCCACUUGGAUCAUUAAGGUGAAGAAACCUCAGGUGAUCUCCAUACGAGGAGAUGAACUUGAACUUGGUUGGGCGGGAGACGAACCUGGUUGGGCGGGAGACUGGAGCCCCUCAGAGAAUUUGGGAUUCUUCCAUUUUUACUGGGAGGGUUGGCAGAACUCCCUGAAGGCUUCAAAUCGAAAGAAGAAGAGAACAAGCUUUAAAAGAAAAGCCAGUAAAAGAGGGAUGGAACAGGAAAACAAAGGUCGUCCUUUUGUGAUAAAACCCAUCUCUUCUCCUCUCAUGAAACCCUUGCUUGUAUUUGUGAAUCCCAAGAGUGGAGGCAACCAGGGAACCAAAGUCCUGCAGAUGUUUAUGUGGUACCUGAAUCCACGGCAAGUCUUUGAUCUCUCUCAGGAAGGGCCAAAAGAUGCGCUUGAAUUGUAUAGGAAAGUCCCAAAUCUGCGAAUUCUGGCCUGUGGUGGGGAUGGAACGGUUGGCUGGAUCCUUUCCAUCCUGGAUGAACUACAGCUGAGCCCUCAGCCUCCUGUGGGGGUCCUUCCUCUGGGGACCGGGAAUGACCUGGCUCGAACUCUCAACUGGGGAGGGGGCUACACUGAUGAACCUGUUUCCAAGAUCUUAUGCCAAGUGGAAGACGGGACAAUUGUACAGCUAGAUCGCUGGAACCUCCACGUGGAAAGAAAUCCUGACUUGCCUCCAGAAGAACUUGAAGAUGGCGUAUGUAAGCUCCCUCUGAAUGUUUUCAAUAACUACUUCAGCCUUGGAUUUGAUGCUCACGUCACACUGGAGUUCCAUGAAUCCAGAGAAGCAAAUCCAGAGAAAUUCAACAGUCGUUUUCGAAAUAAAAUGUUCUAUGCAGGGGCAGCUUUUUCUGACUUCCUACAGAGAAGUUCUAGAGAUCUAUCCAAACAUGUUAAAGUUGUCUGUGAUGGAACAGAUCUCACCCCAAAGAUUCAGGAACUGAAGUUCCAGUGUAUAGUAUUUUUAAAUAUACCCAGAUAUUGUGCUGGCACAAUGCCCUGGGGAAACCCAGGAGAUCACCACGAUUUCGAACCUCAGCGUCAUGAUGAUGGCUAUAUUGAAGUCAUUGGAUUUACCAUGGCCUCUUUGGCAGCCCUGCAAGUCGGGGGCCACGGAGAGAGGCUACACCAGUGUCGAGAAGUCAUGCUUCUAACUUACAAAUCCAUCCCCAUGCAAGUGGAUGGGGAGCCCUGUAGGUUGGCCCCAGCUAUGAUUCGGAUCUCUCUGAGGAAUCAGGCCAACAUGGUACAGAAGAGCAAGAGGAGAACAUCCAUGCCUUUACUCAAUGAUAUUCAUCAGGUGCAAACUGCGGACCUGCGGCGAGUGUCUGCUCCCCCUGGCUCCUUCACCAUUCCCCAGUCUGUCCCAGAUCGUCUGAGGAUCCGGGUGAACAAAAUCGGUUUACAAGACUAUGAAGGAUUCCACUAUGACAAAGAGAAACUCCGGGAAGCUUCGAUACCUCUGGGUAUUCUAGUUGUGCGUGGAGACUGUGAUUUGGAGACGUGCCGAAUGUACAUAGACCGCCUACAGGAGGACCUACAGUCAGUUUCUUCUGGCUCCCAGAGAGUUCAUUACCAGGACCAUGAAACCUCCUUCCCCAGGGCUCUCUCAGCACAGAGGCUCUCCCCUCGGUGGUGCUUCCUAGAUGCAACUUCUGCUGAUCGCUUUUAUCGAAUAGACAGAUCUCAGGAACAUUUGCACUUUGUGAUGGAGAUUUCCCAAGAUGAGAUUUUUAUUCUGGACCCAGAUAUGGUGGUGUCACAGCCAGCGGGGACACCUCCAGGCAUGCCUGACCUGGUGGUGGAGCAAGCCUCGGGGAUCUCAGACUGGUGGAAUCCUGCCCUGCGGAAACGCAUGCUGAGUGACAGCGGGCUGGGGAUGAUAGCUCCCUAUUAUGAGGACUCAGAUCUGAAAGAUCUCAGCCACUCCCGCGUGCUACAGUCACCAGUCUCUUCAGAAGAUUAUGCAAUUUUGCAGGCAGUAAUAGCUGGUGAUCUUAUGAAGCUAAUAGAAAGCUAUAAAAAUGGAGGCAGUCUGCUAAUUCAGGGACCAGACCACUGUUCACUCCUUCACCACGCAGCUAAAACCGGCAACGGGGAGAUUGUGAAAUAUAUCCUUGACCACGGUCCUUCUGAGUUAUUGGAUAUGGCAGACAGUGAAACGGGUGAGACUGCACUGCACAAGGCUGCCUGCCAGCGGAACCGGGCUGUGUGCCAGCUUCUGGUGGAUGCAGGAGCAUCUCUGAGAAAGACGGACUCCAAGGGUAAGACACCUCAAGAGAGAGCACAGCAGGCUGGGGACCCAGAGUUGGCUGCUUACCUAGAAAGCCGUCAGAACUAUAAGAUCAUUGGCCAUGAGGACCUGGAAACUGCUGUUUGACCCUGGUAUUUGGGCAAAGAGAACGUGAGCAAGCGUAUCACAUCUGCCCUCCCUGCGAUCGGGCAGCUACCCUGGAAGAAGCUGAUGGAAUUCAUAUAUCUGUCUCUCUCCUGCAAGGAUCUACCUGAGACCAUGCCACUAGUUUUUAAGGGCUACCAAGAUGUACAACAGAACAUGAUAGCCCAUUGAGAAGGAGGCAGGAUACCUGGAGAUUUGUGGAAUACAGUGCGAGUUCCACAAAAUUUGAUCCUUAUUGCUUCCAGCAAGUAGCAUGAACUUCUGUGUUUACCUGUAUAAUUUAUUUUAAAGAUUCAAAGGAUGUUUGUAUAAAUGGCACUGCUCCCUCCUCCCCCUAUGCAUUGAUUUUUUUUCCCCUGUACCAUACAAUUCUACUGUAACUACCUAUCAACUUAAAAAAUAUAUUAUCUCUUCUCUUUACAUUCAAUCUUGGAAGACCACAAGAUUGUCUGAAGGCCUUCUAAAAUCCUCUGAAUGUCCUGCAGAAAUACAACUGUAAAACCACUUCAAUUUCCAAGACUAAAUAUGUCAAGACUAUUUAGUGACUCUGCAUGUCCUCCCCCCCCCCCCCACCCCCCCGUUUCAUUAUAUAGGAGCUGGGAAGUGCCACGUGGAUAAUGUCAACUUGUGUGCUGUAUCUCUGAGGAAUGGUGAGGUGGCAUGGGAGAUGUCUGUGCUUGGAGGUACCUCAGAGAGGUAACCCAGGGGUCAGCCCAGGCUGCUGGGCUGUAGCCAAUAGCCAUGCAGGACUGGUUCAGCUUGGGCUGUCUGUACAGCUCCGUACUGCCUAUGUGUAGCCAUCUUUGCCUUUUGCUGCAAUAGAAGAUGAGCAAAGGAUUAAACAGAGGUCCACAGCUAGUCUGCAGAACCAUUCAAUUUUAAGCGCUGUUUAAAUUGCCCAGGAGAAAGUCAUGUGUGGGAACUGUGGUUCCGGGAAAUGGAGCACUCUAACAAUGCUUCCAAGCUUUGUUGAGUGAUAAUAGAAAGCAGCCUAAUUGACUUGGAAAAAAAAAAAAAAAAACAGCAAAAGCAAAAGUAGCAACAUAUGUCAACAUAUGUCACUGAAGUAGAGAAGAGCCAUUGGAAUGUUGCACAGAGGCUAACAACUAUAGACUGUUGGAUACAGUGGUGAGAGGGACCCCAUUUUAGGUUUUUCAUUUAGGUUUUUGGUUUUCAUUACUCCAAGGAAUUCUUGACUCUAGGACAAAAGCUCGUUGUAUGAGUUCCAAUGCCAGAUUUAUGGAAUGCCCGGAUAAUUCAGAAGGAUACUUCAACUAUUAUUUGUCAGGCCCAAAGGUUGUACUUGAUAACCCCAUUUUCUAUGUAUGGGGUUCUCUAAUAUUAAUUAUUUUACCUACUUUAUUUUCCCCUUUCAGAAAGUCCUUAGUGCAAACCACUGUGGGAAUCUAGCCAGAAAUGUCUUUCAGAUAGUUAGAACUACAACAUCUAAACCUGCCACAGAUCGAAUGGUACUUACAGGUACUUCUAUUAGGGACUCCGUGAUACCUAAAAUAUCAGAAGAAAAUGUCUGUCUAACUUUCUGUCCAAAUAUCUACUUGACUUGGGGGUAAGUCAAAAAUAAAAGUGGGUGUCCAAGGGUUCUGCUUUGGUGAAAUCUGAUGUCUCCUGAGCUUAUUUCCAUUUUGUCCUUGGACACAGCAAAGUGCUUCCCUACUGUUUCUGCAUUUGAUGAUGAAUGAUGGUGUCUCUACAUUUAAUUUAAAGGUCUAAUGGUGACAUUUUGCUUAUCUGAGUCACAUUUCAGUCACAUAUCAUCAUUUUGAAAGUACGGCUAUGAUGUACCAUGUUAAAUAGGAACAGCCUUUCAGUGGAUGGGGAUUCUAUUACCGUAGUCUCUCCGUAGUCAUUUCAAAAUCAGAUUGUUGGUGGGAAGAUGGAUUGGGUGGUGAAUGAUCUACGUCCAUUUAUCAGCCUCAGAAAUGGAACUAUCUUUUGGAUAUUACAGGAGGGACUGCAGCAGAUUGUUUCCAGAAGCCACAAAAAUAUACUCCAGGAUAAUUUAAUCACUGGACUUCUGCUGGGAGAUUUUUAGUUGGUGGAACUGUCAAGGAAAUGUGAUGACAGAAAUAUGAUCCUUAAGACAGACUGGAACCUGGCUUUGAAUGGCAUCUUCCAUUCCCUGGAUUGAGCCAAACAUUUGGCCAAGCAGUCAGUUACCUAGUUAUUACUGCUGGGAUGAAGAACUCUGUUUUCCUCAACUGCCGUCUCACAUUUCUCUGUGAAUGCUUCCAAGUAGCCCAGAGAAAAUUUAGGGUAUAGGUGGCAAUGGGCCAAUUUAAAUAGCUCCAAUUGAGGACAUAAAUCUGUGGCAUGAAAAAUGAUGAGUUAGUACUAUAAGAUCUCUGAUGCAUCUGGAAAUUGUUU